Messenger RNA from Didymodactylos carnosus, 372 nucleotides. NCBI's taxonomy places the organism in Eukaryota, Metazoa, Rotifera, Eurotatoria, Philodinida, Philodinidae. The record is from the annotation of a GenBank genome assembly.
AUGGAACAAAAAGUAAUUGCAUUAAGCGUUGUUGAAGCAUCUAUCGACGGUAACCAAACAGAUAACAGGUGUGCUGGUGUUCAUAAACAUGUGGGUAGUUAUGAUACAUAUAUUCUUCAUCCACCGAUUAUCAUUGAGAACUUUGAACAAAUAUUGAAUGAAACCGAUAUCGAUAUUGGUGGAGUACUAGGUGGUGAAAAUCGAAUUUUGUAUGAAAUGAAUAGAAUAUUGAAUUUAACUGCAUAUAAUCCAUGUAUAAUAAUCAAAGCUUACCAUUUACAUACAAGUAAUGUUCGGACUUAUAAUGCCAAUAUAAGAAUUAAUCACAAUGGAAAAUCGUUGCAACCACCGCCAAUUGAUUAUCUACCAUGA